AUGGCCUUCAUCGAGUACAACACCAUCAUGACCGCCUUCGACACUCCCAGCGCUGUCACCGGCGAGGGCGGCCUGAAGGAGGACUACAUGCCGGGAGACCUCGGCUUCGACCCCCUCAACCUCAAGCCCGACGACGAGGCGGCUCUGGACGUGAUGAAGACCAAGGAGCUGAACAACGGCCGUUUGGCCAUGAUCGGCAUCGCCGGCAUGUUGGCGCAGGAGCUGGUCAACCCGGCCGACAUCCUCGGCUAG
This is a messenger RNA of Ectocarpus sp. CCAP 1310/34, 252 nucleotides long. NCBI's taxonomy places the organism in Eukaryota, Phaeophyceae, Ectocarpales, Ectocarpaceae. The record is from the annotation of a GenBank genome assembly.